AUGAGAGAGGGGAUUAAAAAGAAGGCAGCAGCCAAGAGAAGAAAAGACAAGAAGCUUUCGAAAAAGGAUAUCACCUGGAAAUCAAAGCACAGAAAAGAUCCUGGAAUUCCUGCUAGUUUUCCUUACAAGGAUCAAAUAAUCACUGAAUUAGAAGAGAAUAGACGUGCUGAAAAGGAAAAAAGAGAAGAGCUUAAAUUGAAGAGACAAAUGGAAAAAGAAGCAGGAUUAAUGAGUGCAGAACUUGGAGACGAAGAGAUGGACGUAGAGAGUGAUACGGAGAGCGAUGAUGGAGCAAAUGGUUUGGGUGCUUUGCUCGAGUCUGCAAAACAAGCAGCCAAAGAGUAUGAGGGCGGAUCUUUUGAUGAUAAUGAUGAUGAUGACAAUAAGAUGGUAGACGAUGAUGAUGAUGAUGAAGCAGAUAUCGAAUACAGCAUUAGUGAUGUCGAUGAUGGGGAUGAAGAAGAUCGUGGCGCUUUGGACAAAUCAAGAAAGUCUUAUGACAAGAUCUUUAAAACAGUCGUUGAUGCCUCUGAUGUUGUUUUAUAUGUUCUUGAUGCCAGAGACCCCGAAUCAACAAGGUCGAGAAAAGUUGAGCAGGCUGUUUUGCAGAACCCCGGCAAAAGACUUAUAUUAUUACUUAACAAAGUCGAUCUUAUACCAACUGAGUCAUUGAACCAAUGGUUAGCGUUUUUGAAAUCGUCAUUUCCAACUAUUCCAAUCAAGGCUGCUCCAGGAGCUACCAAUGCUGCCUCUUUUAACAAGAGUUUGAGUUUUGCACUGACUGCAGAUGUCUUGAUGAAAGCUUUGAAAGCAUAUGCUAAUAAAUCAAACCUCAAGAGGUCGAUUGUUGUAGGUGUUAUUGGAUACCCCAACGUAGGAAAGUCAUCUAUCAUCAAUGCACUUACCAAGAGGCAUAACAAUCAUUCUAAGGCAUGCCCCGUUGGUAAUCAAGCGGGAGUUACAACGUCAAUGAGAGAGGUCAAGAUUGACAACAAAUUGAAAAUCCUUGAUUCACCAGGUAUUGUGUUCCCAGACGAGAUAAUGAACACCAAGAAGCAGACAAAGCUGCAGCAGAAUGCCAAACUCGCUUUGUUGUCGGCAAUACCUCCAAAGCAAAUCACAGACCCAACAGGUGCAGUGCAACUAUUAUUGAAGAAAUUUUCACAAAACACGGAAAUGGCUGAUGGAUUAAAGAAAUAUUAUGACUUGCCACCAUUACCAUCCUCAGACUUGAAUGAAUUCUUGAAACAUUUCUUGAUUCAUAUUGCUCGUACAAAGGGAAGAUUGGGCAAAGGCGGUGUGCCAAACUUGGAAGCUGCUGCAUUAUCGGUUUUGAAUGAUUGGAGAGAUGGAAGACUUAUUGGAUGGACAUUACCCAAUGCAUCCAAACAAAAAGCAACCAUUGUGGAUCCCGAAGCACCAAAGAGCUCUUUGCGUGGUGAGAAGGAACCACCUAAGGUUGAACAAACUACUAUUGUCUCCGCAUGGGCUAAAGAGUUUGACCUUGAUGGCCUCUUGGGCGAAGAUUUCCAAAAUUAA
Messenger RNA from Lodderomyces elongisporus, 1539 nucleotides. RefSeq names its product RNA-binding GTPase (gene NUG1). The record is from RefSeq and is a predicted model, not a curated record. Lineage: Eukaryota; Fungi; Ascomycota; Pichiomycetes; Serinales; Debaryomycetaceae. Gene Ontology annotation, cellular component: nucleolus. The transcript has a single exon. Gene Ontology annotation, molecular function: GTP binding. The coding region runs from base 1 to 1539 and encodes 512 amino acids.